Molecule: messenger RNA, 2058 nt
Organism: Eublepharis macularius
Lineage: Eukaryota; Metazoa; Chordata; Lepidosauria; Squamata; Eublepharidae
Gene: C9
Product: complement C9
Exons: 12
Coding region: 76-1869 (597 amino acids)
Biological process (GO): immune response
Cellular component (GO): membrane attack complex
Molecular function (GO): protein binding
Source: RefSeq, a predicted model, not a curated record
UAAUAUAUAAUAAAAAGGAAUAGAUGAAAGGCCUCCUAUUUCAGUACUGCUUUUCUGGAAAUUAAGAGCUUCGCCAUGCAUACCUUUUUGCCUCUGAUAGGUGUCCUGUGCAUUUUACAUGCAAAUAGUUUUGUCUGGGCUGGCAAGAGAAGUUUUUCAGAGCAAGGGCUCCGCAGGGUAACAAGAGAACCUGGCGCUCCUCCUCCCAUCGAUUGUUUGCUGAGCCAAUGGAGUGAAUGGGGACCAUGUAAUCCAUGCGGAAAAGAAAGGUAUCGCUCUAGAAGUGUCCUGCAAUAUGGACAGUUUGGAGGGAACCUAUGCUCCAAAUCUCUGGGAGAGAAUCAGCGCUGUGAAACAGACCAAGUUUGCCCUGAAGAAGAAAUUGACUGUGGGAAUGACUUCAGAUGUGAAAAUGGACUCUGCAUCAAACAAAGAUUGGUGUGUAAUACAGAAGAUGACUGUGGAGAUUUCUCUGAUGAAGAUAACUGUGAUGAUGCCCAACUCCGCCCACCUUGUCGUGAUCGUGUAAUUGAUGUAUCUGAAAUUGGAAGAAAAGCUGGCCGUGGAAUCAACGUUCUAGGAAUGCAACCAAAGGACACCCCAUUUUACAAUGAAUUUUAUAAUGGUCUCUGCAACCGGGAACGUGAUGGGAAUACAGGCACUUAUUAUCGUAAGCCGUGGAAUGUUGCAGUUCUCAAUUAUGAAACAAAAGGAGACAAAAGUUUCUCAUCUGAGCAGUAUGAAAACCACGUGACUGCAGUGAGAGAGAUGUAUACAGAGAAAAGACAGCAUUUUCAAUCUAGUUUUUCUCUGAAAAUCAAACCUACGGAGGUUUCGGGUAACUCAUCAAUAGAAUUCAAUAGUGGUCGAAGUGGUUCCAGAAACAUGAGCAUCAAUCAAUUACUGAAAGAGUCCAAUGGAAAGGAGCAAACCUUUCUCCACAUGAAAGGAAUGAUAGAACUGGGAAAUUUCCAAAUGCGAAGCCGUGAUGUCCGGCUGUCUGACACAUUCCUUGAGGAUUUAAAAUAUCUGCCUAGUGACUAUGACAUGGGAGAAUAUUUUAAAUUUCUGGAAAUGCACGGGACUCAUUAUGCACGAAAGGGAACGGUCGGAGGAAAGUAUGAACUACUGUAUGUGUUGGACAACCAGAAUAUGAGAAAGGAAGAAGUCUCUGUAGGAGAUGUCAAAGCCUGCCUGGGAUAUAAUGACAAUCUUGGUUUUAAAUUACAAGGUGUAGGUUUAGAUUUGCAUUGGGAUAAUAAAGGUGGUGAAUGUUCAACAGAUAAAUUGAGAAAAGUGGACAACUCGACUGGAAGUGCCGUAAUCCACGGUGUGAUUUCUCGAGUUCAAGGAGGGACGAGUGUUGUUUUGGCAAAACUGGAGGAAAAGUUAUCAAGAGGCUCCAAAAUGGUUGAUGUGGAGGACUAUGUUCAGUGGGCCGCUACCCUUCCUGAUGCUCCAGCUGUCAUAGAAAGUGAACCAUAUCCAAUCUCUGCUCUUGUCCCUGUGAAGAUGCACGAUUCCUACAUAAAGAAACAAAAUCUGGACCGAGCUGUGGAGGACUAUAUUGCUGAAUACAGUGUGUGCAAAUGCCAGCCCUGCCAAAAUGGAGGGACUGUAGUACUGGUGAAUGGAGAGUGCAUUUGUGGGUGCACUUCCUAUUUCAAAGGAGUAGCCUGCCAGAUACCCAAAUCAAGUUUUGAACCAGCCCAGGUAGCCACUGAUGGAAGCUGGAGCUGCUGGUCCACCUGGUCCACGUGUACACAAGGAGAACGCACUCGGACACGACAAUGUAACAAUCCUGCACCUGGAUCAGGGGGCAAACCAUGUGCAGGUGCUGCCUUAGAAACAGGCUCCUGCCAGGAGUAAUUGGUCAAUAACAGGUGUCUGAUUAGAUAGAGGAUACGGCCUGAACACCAUGCAGAUCUACACAUCAAACUGCCGGCUCUCAAAGAGAUUUGAAAGAUAAAUCAGAUGCUUCCUGAAUUGUAGCACUUCAGUUAUUGUUAACACAAACAUGCAAACCGGAACUGAAAAUAAAUUUAAGGUGGUAACUUU